UAUGUUAUCAUUAUUAUUGUCACGCUUGGGCUACCGGAUCAUGUUAUUAUCAUUGUAUUUACUGUUUAUAAGUAAAUAUUUAAAAUUUUUAACAUUAAGCCAUAAGCACCACCCGUCGACCCUGUCUCGGGCUUUUGAUUUUGGACGUAUACGUCGCCCACCAGCCCCAGGUGAAAUGGGCAAGUCGUCUAAAGACAAGCGUGACAUAUACUACCGGCUAGCCAAGGAACAGGGCUGGCGGGCCCGGAGUGCGUUCAAGCUGAUCCAGAUCGAUGGGCAGUUCAACGUACUAGACGGCGUCAGCCGAGUGGUGGAUCUGUGUGCGGCCCCGGGGAGCUGGAGCCAGGUGCUGAGCAAAGCGUUGUACUCAGGCCGCGGCGGUAACGAUGACGUGAAGAUCGUCGCGGUCGACCUGCAGUCGAUGGCCCCGCUGCCCGGCGUCGUGCAGUUGAAGGGCGACAUCACCAAGGAGAGCACCGCCAAAGAAAUACUUGCCCAGUUCGACGGCGGCCAGCUGGUGGACCUGGUCGUCUUCGACGGCGCGCCGGACGUCACCGGACUCCACGACCUGGACGAGUAUGUGCAAGCGCAACUGCUGUUGGCCGCCAUGAACAUCACCACUUACCUGCUCAAGCCGGGCGGCACGUUCAUUGGGAAGAUAUUCCGCGGCAAGGACUCUUCGCUGCUCAUUGCCCAGCUCGAAAUAUUCUUUGGCGACGUGGUCGUCGCCAAGCCGUGUAGCUCGCGCAAUUCUAGCAUCGAGUCGUUUGUUGUGUGCCGAAACUUCCGGCUGCCCGACAACUACACGCCCACCAUGGCUAACCCGCUGAUGACCAACGACUCACGGCCCUGGGACGAGAUGGACGUGCAUCCAGUCAUCACACCGUUUGUGGCCUGUGGUAGUUUAAGCGGCUUUGACGCUGACAAGACCUAUCCUUUAGAAAUUGAUGGCUUGCAGUACACACAGAGGAAUCCUGUACAAGGGCCGAUAGCACCACCGUAUGAGAAAUCAAAGCCAUUGAUAACUACAAAGGGCAUAAGUGUUGUCCAGACACCUAUUGACCAAGCUGUCGCCUCUACUGAAAAAUUGAUGUUGGAUUAAUUUUUAUGUCACCGUAAAUAUAUAUAUAUAUAUGUAUUCUUUAUUAAAUAUCAAUGUUUAUGAUUUGCAAUAUAUCUACUCAUGUAUUUUGUACUUUUAA
Messenger RNA from Rhopalosiphum maidis (corn leaf aphid), 1202 nucleotides. Its product is annotated as putative tRNA (cytidine(32)/guanosine(34)-2'-O)-methyltransferase. NCBI's taxonomy places the organism in Eukaryota, Metazoa, Arthropoda, Insecta, Hemiptera, Aphididae. The record is from RefSeq and is a predicted model, not a curated record. Gene Ontology annotation, molecular function: tRNA methyltransferase activity. Gene Ontology annotation, biological process: tRNA methylation; cytoplasmic translation. The coding region runs from base 2 to 1102 and encodes 366 amino acids. Gene Ontology annotation, cellular component: cytoplasm. The transcript has a single exon.